This is a messenger RNA of Euleptes europaea (tarantolino), 426 nucleotides long. RefSeq names its product chemokine like factor (gene CKLF). Lineage: Eukaryota; Metazoa; Chordata; Lepidosauria; Squamata; Sphaerodactylidae. The record is from RefSeq and is a predicted model, not a curated record. Gene Ontology annotation, cellular component: membrane. The coding region runs from base 1 to 426 and encodes 141 amino acids. The transcript is spliced from 4 exons.
AUGGCGAAGCUGGAGGUGAACGUGGCCUUCGUGCGCUCCCCACGGGGAGGCCUCAAGAUCGGCCGCAUGGUUUUAGCUUUCAUGGCGUUUGUCAGCUUUGCAGCCGUAAGGGGUCAUGAAGCGUUCAUAACCCUUGGAAUCAUGGAAUUUGUGAUCACUGCGUUAUUCUUUUUGCUGUAUCUGCUGGGACUGCAAAAAAAAUGGAAUUUCUUCUUUUGGCCCUUAGCUGAUGCUUUCGACAGUCUUGUGGCAGCAUUGUUCCUCAUCAUCGUGGGUUUGUGCGCAACGGUAAUCAAGACUAACACUGGAACGUUAGUCGGAGGAGUGUUUUGUCUGCUGCUGUUUGUUCUUUGCAUAGCAGAUGCUGUCAUCCUCUUGAAAACGAUUUCCUUUAACAAGGAUGCAAGGAAUGUUACUCGCAAAUAG